AUGAUGGAUAACGUUAGUUCAGCUUCUUCGUCAUUCGAAUCGACGACGACGUCGUCGUUGCAGUACCUUGUCGAUGUCACCGGCCACGGCGACGUGAACAUGUCUGACGAAGAAAUCCUCUUCCUGCCGCGACAGUUCCCCGGGAAAUACUCCGUUCCCAUCAACGGCUACAUCUCGCCCAUCCUCGUUCUGCUGACCAUCUUCAACAACACCCUGGUAUGUGUUGUCCUGUUGAAGCGGCACAUGCGCUCUCCCACGAACGUUCUGCUGGCCGCCAUGGCCAUAUCGGACAUGCUCACGGGUGUUUUUCCCGUUCCGAUCUUCGUGUACCUAUUCGGGACUGAACGCUUCAAAGACUACGUUCCUUACGACUGGUGUUUCGCGUACAAGUACCUCGCCGAAUACAUCCCGAUCAUAUUCCACACGGCGUCCAUCUGGCUCACCAUGGCGCUGGCCAUCCAGAGAUACAUCUACGUCUGUCACUCCUUCAGAGCCAGGACGUGGUGCACCAUAGCCAACGUCAUCAGGGGCACCGUGGCCAUCUACGUCAUAGCUGUCCUCAGCCAGAUCUGCCGAUUCUUCGAGGAGGAGUUCAGCCCGGUUGUGAUUCCGUCUCAGGUUAAGGAGAACAUGACGAUUACGGCGUGCUUCAUCUCUCCGAAACCCUGGCUGAGAAGCAUCGUGUACGUCUACUACAACAUCUACUUCUGGUUCCGCGUCAUCUUCAUCCACCUCGUGCCCUGCAUCUCUCUCGUCGUCAUGAACGCACUGCUCAUAUACGCGAUGCGGUGCGCCCAGAAGAGGAGGAUGCAGUUGUUACGACAGAACAAGAAAUCCGAGUCGAAGAAGCUCAAGGAUAGCAACUGCACCACGCUGAUGCUCGUGGCCGUGGUGGGUCUCUUCCUGUUGGUGGAAUUCCCGCUCGGAAUACUCAUGAGUAUAUCCAUAGUAGUCAACACUUUUCAGAUCAAUCUCAUAGACCUGGAGACAUUGAACAUACUGUCUUUGUUCUCCAACUUCUGCAUUUUACUGAGCUAUCCGCUCAAUUUUUUUAUUUACUGCGGGAUGAGUAAACAAUUCCGGGAGACUUUUAAGCGUCUGUUUACGGGUGGUACGCCCCCGAUCGAGCGAGACUAUUCGCAAUAUAUGACGCUCCCGACGGAGAACGGCAAAACCGCUGUCACGGGUGAUGAGACGGCGUUAUAAGGUGAUGUCGUCGCAACUGUAGUGUAAUUGAAAGGUUUAUUUAUUACAAAUCAUGUGAAGAGUCCAGGGGAAAAACGAUCUAAGUCACAAUUCGGUUACAUUUGAUAUUUCCCCAUUAUAUUAAUCUAGUGUCAUCAUGGUUUAAUUGUGUAUUUGUGAAACUGGUUAAGUUGUUAUGUUGUUGUUCUUGUAAAACAAUUCAUUCUGCUAGCUUUCAUCAUUGACAAAUAUAUUCACUUUCAGGAAAUAAUUAUCAGUGUCCACAUGACACAAUUGAAAAAAUAUAUAUUAUAAUUUUUACAAAUAAAAGCAACACAAACAUUAUAUAUUAUCGUGGAUAGUAUCAAUAACAUUCCACAGCAGUAAUGAAGUGUAGUUUAUGAGCACUGAAUAUCAACAAGUUCAAGCAGCAUCAACUUUUAAAACCAAUAUUUCACUAAAAUUGUAAAAUACGACUUGUUUUUCCCGUCGACUCUUCAUAUAUUAUUAUUAUUAUUAUUAUUAUUAUUAUAGUGUCAAAUAUAUUGGGUUGUCAAAAGAUCUAAAUCUGUAUCCCUCUCUACUGAUUAAUAUUUUUUGGACAUUGUUUAUAGCAGGAUAAUAACAUUGUACACCUGAUACAAUAUGCGUAUUUCACAUUUAUGGUAAACGUUUCAGGGAUGCAUAUCUAAUGCCUUAUAAAUAGUGACAAAAUCAAAAUUGCAUGUCAAAAGAUGUUAUGUCGGAGUCGCAGGCACGUAUGGUAAUGCAUGUCUAGAACGCAGCAAGUGCUAUUGUGUUUCACUUCCGUGACGUCUAUUGGUCAAAUACCGCCUGUUAAUAGCAGGUGGCUUGUCAGAUUUAUGUUUUGACUUAUUUGUACUGGAAAAUCUCUCAUAAAUAGAUAUUACUCCCAAGAUUUUUCUACACGGUGUUCAGUGUGGACGACAAAGCUCUUACUGAAGGUCAUUGUACUGAAUAUUGAAUGAAUGUCCCAGAAAACAUUGUAAGAUUAGUUCUGUAAACUAUCUUUCCAAGAAGAUUAAAGACUCUUGAUCAACAGGAGACCGAGAGCAGUGUUUGAACAGACUCGUUGAUUAUCUCUUUGAGUAAACUAAGACAAGUCCAAUUUGAAUCAGAUUUCUGACAUUAUAGUUUCCACAUGUAACUGUGAUUACGUCACUAUUUAGAAGGCAUUCGACUUGCAUACUUUGAACGUUCUACCACAGAUGGAUAAUUCCAAUAGAAUUCAAUAUCAUUUGCAAGUUAUUAUUAUUAUCAUCCUGGUGUAAACACUUUUAACGUUACUAUUCAGUAAAGAGUAAUACAGUUUCCUAAGGGACACCCGAUAUAAUAUAUAUACAUAUUACAUAUGUUGAAAGAUACCAAGGAAAUAUAACGUGUGAAAGUAUAUUAAAAUGCUGUGUAUAUUGUUGAAGGUUAAUAUGUAUAUUAUAAUAUGUGUUCCAAAUUACUAGAAACAUUGCUUUGUUUUGGUGAUUCAUCAUAUUCAGCAUUCUUACGAGCAUAUUUAUGUUAACAGUUGGUAGUUGGGAGCAACGCCUGAGUGGGUUCGCGAAAGCCUAUACCAAUGUAUAUGAUUUAAUGAUAGAGACAGACAAAUAGUGUGCGCGCGCGCGCGUGUGUGUGUGUGUGUGUGUGUGUGUGUGUGUGUGUGUGUGUGUUCUUUGUGUGUGUUCUUUGUGUGCGUGUUUCUAUGUUUGUAUAUAUAGUGUUCUGUUUGUCUGUUAGAGAGAGAGAGAGAGAGAGAGAGAGAGAGAGAGAGAGAGAGAGAGAGAGAGACAGGGAUAGAGAGAAAGAUACAGGGGGAUUCUGUUGCAAAUUUAUACGAGACAAAAAUUAUUAUGCCUUCACUUAUUCUUUAUUCGUUUAUGUAGCUAGUUUGAUUUGACGUAGGUAACUAAUGGUGGCGGUCCCUAAACAUACGGGUAUACAGACUUUAACAAAACUGGCCUACGUCUUAAUCUGACCGUGCCACGGAGCAGUCAGUUUUAUCAUUAUAGUGAAAGUCUCGAUCCAGUAUUGGCAGUCAGUUUGGUUGAUUUUUUCUAAAGGUGCAUGUUUCUUUAAAACAUUUUAUGGUCCUUCUGUUUGAAACUUAGAAUUUCUUGUUUAAAAUAGUCAUCGGUUCUUUUCUUUUUAAAACGACACCAGUAGAUUUAU
Molecule: messenger RNA, 3369 nt
Organism: Gigantopelta aegis
Lineage: Eukaryota; Metazoa; Mollusca; Gastropoda; Neomphalida; Peltospiridae
Product: sex peptide receptor-like
Exons: 1
Coding region: 1-1206 (401 amino acids)
Biological process (GO): G protein-coupled receptor signaling pathway
Cellular component (GO): membrane
Molecular function (GO): G protein-coupled peptide receptor activity
Source: RefSeq, a predicted model, not a curated record